AGGGAGUUGAAUUUCUCCUGUUCUUCUUACGUAGAAAUGUGAAAACUAAAUUCGCAACUGUUGUUAUUGGUGAACAAUAUUAAUUGUCAUUGAAAAAAAGUAUUAGCAUGAGAUUAAAAAAGAUCGGAUAACAGUCCAAUGGAAAUAAAAAUAAAUUAAAAGUUGUUCAAUAUAUAAAAAAAUAAUAAAGAGUGAUUUCAACUCAUUAAUAAGUAGAUAUGUUCUUAUAGAAAAGUUGAUCUGUGAAUAUUUUUACUAUUAAAGCAACAAAAAAUUAUAAUGUUUGUGUGAAAAAACUUUAUUUACUUACCCAAUGUGUUGUCUAACUCUAGAUUCCAACAUAAAAAAAUAAUUAUAUCAAUUUCAUACAUGAGAAAUCAGAUAAUAUUUCCCUUCCACACCCAGAAUACAUGAAAAAGAACACUUGACAUUUCCUUCUUGGAGGGGCAAUUUUGUUUAAUUUUGAAUAGAUUUCGGACGAAAUUGUAAUUGGAAAAGAACAAAAUUUUGUUUUUCCGUUUUUUUAUUUUCCAAAAAGACAACCCAAGCUGCAACACCUUGGUGUAUCUUAAGUUUUCCUAUAAACGACCAGUCAUCCCCACCAACUAUCUAACUGGAAGCUCUGUAAUAGAAGUCACAGGACACCCCAACCCAAAUAUUCUCCCGCUUCCAAUAAUCACCCACCAAAACCCCUAAAACCCUAAAUAUAAUGUUCUUCAAAAAACCCACCUCUAAAACCCUAAAAAUCUUGCUCCACUCUUCUCAAAAUCCAAUCUUUUCCCUUAUAAACCAUAAAGCCAAGAACCCACCAUAUACAUACACACAAACCAAGAACUAUGUAGAUGUGUACAUGAAAUGGAAAAAAGAUCAAUACCUUGACACAAUAGAGCACAUACACAAGUCCAUUCAACUUAAACCCGUCAUUUCUUUGAAAAAUAUGAUAGCCCAAAACCCCAAUGGUUGUAUCCCAAUCUCUGACGUGUCAAAGAAAGGCUUGCACUUUGAUGUGAAAAUCAAGGUUGCAAGGUUUUUGAGGCAAUACCCAUCGAUCUUUGAGGAGUUCACUGGUCCUCAGUAUAAUUUGCCUUGGUUUAGAUUGACCCAAGAAGCUGUUGAGAUUGAUAGAGAAGAGAGAAGGUUGUAUGAGGAUUGUAAAGAGGAUCUGAGAGAGAGGUUAAAGAAGUUUAUUUUGAUGAGCAAACAAAAGGUGUUGCCUUUGAAGGUUAUUCAAGGGAUGUUAUGGUAUUUGGGUUUGCCCGAGGAUUUCUUGGAGUGUUUGGAUAUGAAUCUUGAUGGAUCUUUUAGGGUGGUGGAGAUGGAGGAAGGGUUAAAGGGAUUAGCCGUUGAGAGCAACGAAAGGGUUUUGUCUGUUCUGCAAAGAAAUGCAAUGAAAAAAGGAGUGUAUUCCAAUGAACCUAUGGAGGCAAUUGAGUUUCCACUUUUCCCAUCUAAGGGUGUGAGGCUAAGGAGGAAGAUUGAGGUUUGGUUAAGAGAGUUUCAAAAGGUUCCAUAUGUGUCCCCAUAUGAGGAUUAUUCACAUUUGGAUCCUAAUAGUGAUAUUGCUGAGAAAAGGGUCGUUGGGUUUCUUCAUGAGUUGCUCUGUUUGUUCGUUGAGCAUUCUGCAGAAAGGAGGAGACUUUUGUGUCUUAAGAAGCAUUUUGGGUUACCACAGAAGGUUCAUAAAGCAUUUGAAAGGCAUCCCUACAUGUUUUAUCUGUCUUUGAGGAAUAAAACUUGCACUGCUAUUCUUAAGGAGGCUUAUUGUGAUAAAAUGGCCAUUGAGAGACAUCCCAUGUUAAGGAUCAGGAAUAAGUACAUUAACUUGAUGAAGGAAUCACAGGUGAUUCUGAAGAGCAGAAGAGUGAACAAUCCUUAUGUCGAACGUCCAAAACUGGAUUUAGAUUUGGAUUGUGCUGAUGAAGAAGAGUGUGUUGAAAUAGGUAGAUUGUAAAGAUGAAGUGAAUUAGAGCUGAAAGCUGUAUUCUUGUCGAAUGAUUCUGAUUCACUUCCUUCAGGUAAUUUCAAGCCCUUGUCAGGAUAUUAUUGAAUUGAUGUAAGAAGGUGAGAAAAUCCAAUUCCCGUGGAAAAAGAUCAGAUGGUAAUUCACUCAAUAGAAGAAGAGAAAAUCCAAUUCCUGUGCAACAAUCUAAAACACGGGCCGGGCCUUCUGAAGCAAAAAGAUCAAAUAUCAUCUUUUACGUCUGCUAGUAACAUUUACAUUCCAUUCCUUAUGACAGACCGUACAGAUUGCGACUGUACUCCAAGAGGAGACUGAUCAACUAUAAAUUGCCUCUCUAACCUAAAUUUACCUU
Populus trichocarpa (black cottonwood) is the source of this 2312-nucleotide messenger RNA. RefSeq names its product protein WHAT'S THIS FACTOR 9, mitochondrial. Gene Ontology annotation, molecular function: RNA binding. The record is from RefSeq and is a predicted model, not a curated record. The transcript has 2 exons. The coding region runs from base 710 to 1951 and encodes 413 amino acids. Lineage: Eukaryota; Viridiplantae; Streptophyta; Magnoliopsida; Malpighiales; Salicaceae.